AUGCCAGAUUCUUUCUGGGAAAAACUCUGGAAACUGAAUUUACCACAGAGAAUAAUACUCUUUACAUGGAAAUGUCUUCAGAAUGCACUUUUAGUUAAUUUUAAACUAGCCAGAUUCAUGAAGGUUUCUCUGAAAUGUCCCUUUGGUUGUGAUUCUGACAAAACUAUUGAACACCUUCUGUUUCACUGUUCUUUCGCAAAAUCUGUUUGGGACUCAAACCCAAACCCUAUACAUUUGAAUUUUGACUGCUCUGUUACUUUCUUAGACAUGUGCAAAACUUUGAUUGAGAAACCAAGUAUAGAUAUCCCCUUAGAGAUAAUACUGACAAAAAUCUGGUUCAUUUGGAAAGAAAGAUGUAAUUGGGUCUUCGGAAAAAAAACAGAAACAAUACCUCAAUUAGCUCUAGAAAUUCAGAAACAUCUGAAGUACUGUCAUUUAGAGAAGCAAGAUAACACCCAUUCUCAGGAUAACUUAGAACAGCUGGAAAAAGAGAACUGGAGAUUGCCCUUAGUUUCUCGGUUAAAAAUCAAUGUGGAUGCAGCAUGGAUGUUUAAAACUGAACCUCCAGGUUACUUGGAUGGUGGUUUCAUGGGAAUGACUGGUUCUGGUUAUCGUGGGACUAUUGGUCCUGCUGCAAACGGGAAACGGAUUUUGAGUGGUGGCGUCGUUGCUGCUCAGAUGCCAGCUGCUGCUAUGUCCCUGGGUGCUGACAGUGGAAAGAUGGCUGAGGGUAAAAUCCCAAUUGCUGAGCCUGAUGGUGUUGUGUUCCGUGCAGAGCUUCAAAGUUCAAAUGGGCAGAAUCAAUGCAGUUUUAUUGAGUAA
Messenger RNA from Papaver somniferum (opium poppy), 822 nucleotides. RefSeq lists its product as uncharacterized. The transcript is spliced from 3 exons. Lineage: Eukaryota; Viridiplantae; Streptophyta; Magnoliopsida; Ranunculales; Papaveraceae. Bases 1 to 822 code for a protein of 273 amino acids. The record is from RefSeq and is a predicted model, not a curated record.